AAUGCCAAGAGAAUUGGUAUUUGUUUAGGUUGGCUAAUGUGGAAAUCAAAUAGGAAUGAGAUUUUGGGAUUUAGCUUUGAAAGAACAUGCCAAAGCAAAGUAAUCCCUUCUUUAUGAUGAAUCAUUGUCUUCUUUUUUUAGAAAUGUGAAUUCAAAAAAUUAAGAAUUAAAAAUAGGAGAUCCCAUUCAAAAUUUAAAAGCAAGGGCUUUGAUUGUAGAUAUGGAAGAAGGAGUUAUUAAUUAAAUAAUGAAAAGUCCAUUAGGAGAAUUAUUUGAAGAAAGAUAAUGUAUAAAUGAUGUAUCAGGAGCAGGAAAUAAUUGGGCUCAUGGAUUUUAUCAUUAUGGCAAUUAAUAUGAAAAACAUAUAGAAGAGAGAUUAAGAAAAACUGUAGAAUAAUGUGAUUCAUUAUAAUGUUUUUUUAUGACUCAUUCAAUUGGAGGUGGUACAGGUUCUGGUUUAGGAUCUAGAAUUUUAGGAUGUAUUAAAUAAAUAAAAUCAUAUCAUAGUAUUGGAAGAUAAUUAUCCUGAAGUUUUUAGAUUUACAGCAUCUGUAUUUCCAUCAGGUGAUGAUGAUGUUGUUACAUCUCCAUAUAAUAGUUUAUUUAGUUUGUAUGAAUUGGCUAAACAUGCUGAUUGUGUAUUUCCUAUAGAUAAUUAAGCAUUGAUUAAUAUUGUUGAUUAAAUAGAUAAACCAAACAAAGCUAGAUUGGUAAAAGAGAAUGCACAUGAAGGGAGUGUUGGCAUAAAGAUUACUUAAUUUGGAGAAGAAGAGAAAAGAUAAAAGCCAUUUGAUAAAAUGAAUAGUUUGAUUGCUCAUCUAUUAAGUCAUAUAACAUGUUCAAUGAGAUUUGAAGGAGCAUUAAAUGUAGAUCUCAAUGAAAUCACUAUGAAUUUAGUACCAUAUCCAGACUUACACUUUCUUAUCUCUUCCAUGGCUCCAUUAUAUAGUCUUUUGGAUUCCAAAUUAUAACCAAGAAGAUUAGAUUAAAUGUUCAGUGAUAUUUAUCAUCCUGAUUUUUAAAUGAUCACAGGAUAACCAUCUCUUCAUAAAUAUUUAGCUGUAGGACUUUUAGUUAGAGGAGAUGUUGCUUUUUCAGAUGUUAAUAGGAAUAUAAAGAAAUUAAAAGAUUAAUUGAAAAUGAUUUAUUGGAAUUAAGAAGGUUUCAAAUAUGGAAUUUGUAAUUAACCUCCUAUUGGAUAAUAAUACUCAAUGUUAUGUUUGGCUAAUAAUACUUGUAUUAAAGAUACAUUUUAAGAAAUGACAGAUAGAUUUUAGAAACUUUAUAAACGAAAGGUUUAUGUUCAUCAUUAUAAAUAAUAUAUGGAAUAAUCUCAUUUUGAUGAAACAUUAAAUGGAAUAUAAAAUUUAAUGGUUAAAUAUUAAGAUUUAGAAAUGGCCUAACCAAAAAAAUAUUAAAGAAUUUAACCUAUUUUUUGA
This is a messenger RNA of Paramecium pentaurelia, 1439 nucleotides long. The record is from the annotation of a GenBank genome assembly. Lineage: Eukaryota; Ciliophora; Oligohymenophorea; Peniculida; Parameciidae.